This is a messenger RNA of Labeo rohita (rohu), 1305 nucleotides long. It is a transcript of the gene cpo, whose product is annotated as carboxypeptidase O. Gene Ontology annotation, biological process: proteolysis. The record is from RefSeq and is a predicted model, not a curated record. Lineage: Eukaryota; Metazoa; Chordata; Actinopteri; Cypriniformes; Cyprinidae. The transcript has 9 exons. Bases 71 to 1159 code for a protein of 362 amino acids. Gene Ontology annotation, molecular function: metallocarboxypeptidase activity; zinc ion binding.
UUAUAAGUCACUGUCAGGCUGUAUUAGGUUCACACUGUCAGGUUCAACAAGACUGGAUAAAAAACCAACCAUGAAGGGCUCAGUAAUGUCUGUUUUGGUGGUCUUGGCUCUGGUGGCCCAGGACAGACUGGCAGGUGGACAGGAACACAAAUCGUAUGACUACACGAAGUACCACACCAUGGAUGAGAUUUCAGCCUGGAUGAAUCAGAUGGAAAAGGAAAACCCAGACGUUGUGUCCAGCAUGAUAUAUGGACAAACGUAUGAGAAGAGGAACAUUACAUUACUAAAGAUUGGCUUCACCAGCGCCACACCAAAGAAAGCCGUUUGGAUGGACUGUGGGAUUCAUGCCAGGGAAUGGAUCGCUCCAGCUUUCUGCCAGCAUUUUGUUAAAGAGAUCCUGGGCUCCUACCAAACAGACCCGAAGGUUAAAAUGUUGUUUGAAAACCUGGAUUUUUACAUCACCCCAGUGCUGAACAUGGAUGGAUAUAUUUAUUCCUGGAAGGAUAACACAACUCGACUAUGGAGGAAGUCCAGAUCACCAGGCACUGGAGACUGCACAUGCAUUGGCACUGAUCUCAACCGAAACUUUAAUGCUAACUGGGGGAUGGUUGGGAUAUCCAGAAACUGCUGUUCAGCGGUCUAUAACGGACCGACUCCUCUUUCUGAACCAGAGGCCCAAGCUGUCACUGACUUUUUGGUAGCACAUCAAAACAAACUGCUCUGUUAUCUCACCAUCCACUCGUACGGUCAACAGAUCCUCGUCCCAUAUGGACACCCCAACAUCUCAGCACCCAAUUAUGAUGAACUGAUGAAAGUAGGUCGUGCUGCAGCUAAUGCCAUCAAAGCAGUUCAUGGAAAGAGCUACAAAGUGGGCACUCCACCAGAUAUAUUGUAUGCAUUUUCUGGUGGUUCAUGUGAUUUUGCGAGGCUCACAGGGAUCCCAUAUUCCUUUACCUUUGAGUUACGUGAUGAAGGGAAAUUCAGCUUCAUUCUGCCCGAGGAUCAAAUCCAGCCCACAUGUGAAGAAGUUUACCAGGGUGCAAUGUCUAUCAUAAACUACAUCCAUGAUAAGAAUUUCAGAGGUUCAGCGAUUACAGUCACAGCCACACUGUGGACAACACUGGUGGCCUCGUGGAUAUCAAGCGCUAAUGUUUUUUAGACCAAACGGAUAUCAAAAUGGAUUUGUCACAUUUAUUUUAUUUCUCAAAACUGCUUGUUUUCUUUUAUGCUUAAACAAGAACCAUGUAACAAAAAACACUUGGUUGGAUAUUUUUUGUCUAAUGCAAUAAAAUUCAGACAUUUGUA